Lipotes vexillifer (Yangtze River dolphin) is the source of this 2375-nucleotide messenger RNA. RefSeq names its product SH3 domain containing ring finger 2 (gene SH3RF2). Lineage: Eukaryota; Metazoa; Chordata; Mammalia; Artiodactyla; Lipotidae. The record is from RefSeq and is a predicted model, not a curated record. The transcript has 9 exons. Bases 124 to 2307 code for a protein of 727 amino acids. Gene Ontology annotation, molecular function: protein phosphatase 1 binding; ubiquitin protein ligase activity. Gene Ontology annotation, biological process: protein ubiquitination; negative regulation of apoptotic process; positive regulation of proteasomal ubiquitin-dependent protein catabolic process. Gene Ontology annotation, cellular component: nucleoplasm.
CUUUCUCCUUCAAACCGGCAGGCAUCCGGACACUCUCAAGAAGCAGUCUCUGCCGCUUUGGCUCAGCUGACCUGACCAUGUGAACUUAGCCCCUCCGGGUCAGGACUGGAGUUUUAAAAUAAAAUGGAUGAUGUGACAUUACUUGAUCUUCUGGAAUGCCCCGUGUGCCUCGAAAAGCUCGAUGUCACCGCCAAAGUCCUCCCUUGCCAGCACACCUUCUGCAAACCGUGUCUCCAGAGGAUUUUCAAGACCCACAAAGAGCUGAGGUGCCCUGAAUGCAGGACCCUGGUGUUCUGCAGCAUCGAGGCGCUGCCGGCCAACCUGCUGCUCGUGCGCCUUCUGGAUGGCGUGCGCUCGGGCCAGGGGGAGGGGGGAGGGGGCUCCCUCUGCAGGCCUGGCGUGCUGACCUCACAGGGCAGCAGGAAGAGCAAGACUCACCCCCGAGGUCUGCAGUGCAGCCCUUUCCAGCUGGUGCCUAACAUCAGAAUCCACAUGGAUGGGGUGCCGCGAGCAAAGGCCUUGUGCAACUACCGAGGGCAGAAUCCCGGUGACCUGAGGUUUAAUAAGGGAGAUGUCAUCCUCCUCCGGAGACAGUUGGAUGAGAACUGGUACCAGGGGGAAAUCAAUGGAAUCAGUGGGGUCUUCCCAGCCAGCUCCGUAGAGGUCCUCAAGCAGCUUCCCCAGCCACCCCCACUCUGCCGGGCCCUCUACAACUUCGACCUGCGUGACAAGGACAAGAGUAGGAACCAGGAUUGCCUGACCUUCCUCAAGGAUGAUAUCAUCACUGUGAUCAACCGAGUGGAUGAGAACUGGGCAGAAGGCAAGUUAGGAGAUAAAGUCGGCAUCUUCCCAAUCUUGUUUGUAGAGCCAAACCUCACUGCAAGACACCUCCUACAGAAGAACAAAGGCCGUCAGUCAUCCCACACAAAAGGCAUGUCCCUGGUGUCAUCCUCCAGAGGCAAGGCGACCAACGCACCCACACUCCGAAGGGGCCCAGGGUCCAGGAGGAAGGGGCCCGGGCAGUUCUCCAUCAUGACAGCCUUGAACACCCUCAACAGGAUGGUGCACUCUCCCUCGGGGCGCCAUAUGGUGGAGAUCAGCACCCCAGUGCUCAUCAGCUCCAGCAACCCCUCUGUGAUCACUCAGCACAUGGAGAAAGCGGAUGCUCCUCCCAGCUCUGUGGGGCAGGUCAGCACUUAUCACCCUGCACCUGCCUCCCCAGGACAAUCCACGGCCAUCAUCAGUCUGCCCGGCUCCCAGCAACACCUCUCAGCUAACAUGUUUGUAGCCCUGCACUCCUACUCAGCCCAUGGACCCGACGAACUGGACCUGCAGAAGGGAGAGGGCAUCAGGGUCCUGGGGAAGUACCAGGAUGGCUGGCUCAGGGGUGUCUCCUUGGUGACCGGGCGAGUCGGCAUCUUCCCCAACAACUAUGUCAUCCCCAUUUUCAGAAAGACAUCUAGUGUUCCAGAUUCCCGGAGCUCUGCUCUCUACGCCACGUGGACGUUAUCCACCUCCUCUGUGUCCUCCCAAGGCAGCAUUUCAGAAGGUGAUCCCCGGCAGAGCCAGCCCUUCAAGUCCGUCUUCGUGCCCACGGCCAUAGUCAACCCCGUGCGGAACCUGGCCGGUCUGGGGACCCUGGGGCAGGGCUCCCUCCGCAAGGGGCGGAGCAGCAUGAGAAAGAAUGGAUCCCUGCAGAGACCCGUCCAGUCAGGGGUCCCCACCCUCGUGGUGGGCUCCCUCAGACGCAGCCCCACCAUGGUCGUCCGGCCUCAGCAGUUCCAAUUCUACCAGCCACAGGGGGCCCCCUCCUCAGCCUCGGCGGUGGUGGCGGAGAUGGGACCCAAGCCCACUGCCACUGGGGAGCCUGCCCUCACAUGCGUCAGCAGGGGCAGCGACACCAGGAUCCACUCGGCGGCCAGUUCCCUCAUCAUGGAAGGCAAAGAAAUCCCCGUCAGGAGUGAGCCUCUACCAAAACUGCCUGCAUCUGCCCCGCCAUCCAUCCUGGUGAAACCAGAGAACUCAAGAAAUGGCAGCGAAAAGCAAGUCAAAACCGUGAGAUUUCAGAAUUACAGCCCUCCUCCUGCCAAACAUCACACCUCUGGGAAGCCUGAACAACCAGGCACCCCGAAGGGGUCCCAGCCUGAAGCAGCCCCCUUGGGCCCAGAGAUGACCGUCCUAUUCGCCCACCGAAGCGGCUGCCAUUCUGGACAGCAGACAGACCUCCGGAGGAAGUCAACCUUUAGCAAAAUCAUGACCCCAGCGCCCACUGCCUCGACCACGCAGACCAUGUUUCCCAGCAAAUGAAUCUACAGGUGGCUUUUCCUAGACCCCAAAGAGGUGAAUUGCAUUUAAAUACAGUAUGCCUCCACUGA